AUGCGCGUUCAAUCUUUCCUCGUUGGAGGACUCCUCGGCCUUCUUCAGGUUGCCUCUUGUUCUCCAACGCCGAAGACUCUUCCGCAGCCUCCGAGCCCUGUUGAGAAGCGAACUGUUCCCACGUCGACCUUUUCCAACAAUGUCCUAUUCUCUCCACCCGCCAAUGCUGGCUGGACUGAUCCUAGAGUUCUUUACUCGCGUGUUAUAGAGCUCUCGGAUGGGUCUCUUAUCGCCACAUGGGAGAACUAUUCCCCCGAGCCUCCGCUGGUGUACUUUCCCAUUUAUAAGUCUCUCGAUGGCGGCGUGACCUGGGCCGAAGUAGGAAAGGUUGAGGAUCAGGUGAACAGCUGGGGCCUGCGCUACCAACCAUUCCUCUAUGAGCUCCCACAAGCUAUUGGAGAUUAUCGGGCUGGAACCAUUCUUCUCGCGGGAAACAGCAUCCCGACGGACCUCAGCCAAACCAAGAUUGAUGUGUAUGCCAGCACAGAUGGUGGCGAGAACUGGGAUUUUGUGAGCUCGAUUGCCAGUGGUGGCGAGGCACGGCCGAAUAAUGGACUCACCCCAGUCUGGGAGCCAUUUUUGAUGGUUUACAACAACCAGCUGGUCUGCUAUUACGCUGAUCAGCGUGAUGCCAACUAUGGCCAGAAGCUCUCCCAUCAGACAACUUCAGAUCUUCUGACCUGGUCUUCUGUUGUCGACGACGUCCAUGACAACAACAACUACGUAGCCCGCCCUGGCAUGCCAGUUCUGGCCUUGUUGCCCAACGGUAACUAUAUUUACGUCUACGAGGUCUGCGGCACAGAUGGUUGCCGGCUCCAUUACCGCCUCACCUCCAACCCACUCAACAUCCUCAGCGCUACGGCAUAUUCGUUGGUAUCGACAUCAGGAACGCGGCCUGUCAGCUCUCCUUCUGUGGUCUGGAGUUCUGUGGGCGGGGCUUCGGGUAGCAUUAUCGUCAGCUCUGGAAGUCAGUCGAACAUCUUCGUCAACAAGAAUCUGGGCGCAGCAGAUUCAUGGGUCGAGUACACCGUCCCUCAGCCAAAGGCCUAUUCUAGAAAUCUCAUGCUCUUUCGAGAGGAUGACAAUUUGUUGGCUAUUAUUGGUGGAGGACAUUUGCCUCCAAGCAGUGUCAAUCAAGUUAGUAUCAGUGUGGUUGACUUGACUGCGAUUGGAGUGUAA
Messenger RNA from Ilyonectria robusta, 1179 nucleotides. RefSeq names its product family 93 glycoside hydrolase. Bases 1 to 1179 code for a protein of 392 amino acids. The transcript has 2 exons. NCBI's taxonomy places the organism in Eukaryota, Fungi, Ascomycota, Sordariomycetes, Hypocreales, Nectriaceae. The record is from RefSeq and is a predicted model, not a curated record.